Messenger RNA from Wallemia mellicola CBS 633.66, 1166 nucleotides. RefSeq lists its product as hypothetical. NCBI's taxonomy places the organism in Eukaryota, Fungi, Basidiomycota, Wallemiomycetes, Wallemiales, Wallemiaceae. The transcript has 2 exons. The record is from RefSeq and is a predicted model, not a curated record. Gene Ontology annotation, biological process: RNA processing. Gene Ontology annotation, molecular function: mRNA binding. Bases 10 to 1143 code for a protein of 377 amino acids. Gene Ontology annotation, cellular component: nucleus.
GACACCAUCAUGACUUCAGCUGUAGAAGAAACACCAGAAGGACAAAUUCUUAAACAAGUAGAAUUCUACUUCGCUGAUACAAACUUACCAUUUGAUAAGUUUUUAUGGUCUCUCACAAAGAAGAACCCAGAGGGAUACGUACCUAUAGCCACUAUUUCAUCAUUUAAGAGAAUGAGAGAACCAGUAGAGAAAGCUGGCGGUGUUGAAAAAGUCGCAGAAAUUCUUCGUCAAUCUGAUAAACUCGCCGUGAGCGAAGACGGCGUUAACGUUAAGCGCGUAGAACAAGUUAAACCAGUAGUAGAUCGUGAAAGCAGAUCAAUCUACGCUAAGGGUUUCCCAGACGAGUCAGAGAACACUCAAGUUGAACUUGAGAAAUACUUUGCUGCUUUCGGUAAAAUCAACGCAGUUAGACUUCGUAGAGAUGAGAAGAAGAAAUUUAAGAACUCAGUUUUCGUUGAAUUUGAUAACGUUGAUGAUGCUAAGCGUUUCUUGGAAUUACCUCAAGAACAACGUAAAUACGGCGAGACCGAACUCCUCACUAUGUCUAAAGAGGCCUACGUUGAGAUGAAAUGUAAGGAAAAGGGUAUCACACCAGGUAGCAACAACAAGAAGCAAGGUAAAGGACACUUCAAUGCAUUCAAGGAGGAGAACAAGAAGACAAGGGACGCUGAGAAGGCCGACAGACCACUCACAAUGAUGCUCAUGGGUAAGGAGAUCGAAAUCAACAAAGAGAACGGUCAAUUCGACGAAUCUCUCCUUCAAUUCACAUCUGGUUCAGUCUUGAAAUGGUCAUCUGAGUCCUCAUUAGGCGAUAUGGUCUUCCGUGAUAUUAAAUCAUCAAUGAAGCAACAUAUCGAACCAUCUUUCGUUAUUGUCGAUGAUGAGAAGAAGUCUGGUAUGUCUGGAUUCAAGAGAAAGGUUGAAGACGAAGAUAUCAACAAGCUCAACGAAAAUGUUAAGGUUAACGACGUCUCAGUAUCAUUCACUAGACCAACUCAAGAAGAGGAGAACAAGUACUACCUCGAAAACGCCAAGAACAUGGCUCAAGCUGUACUUACAAGACACAGAGAAGGCGGUAAGCCAAACAACAAACGCAAGGGUGGAAACUUUCAACAAGGCAACAAGAAGCAGAGAAGAAACUAGAUAUUAUUUAUAAUAUGCAUUUG